This is a messenger RNA of Acanthopagrus latus (yellowfin seabream), 4086 nucleotides long. Its product is annotated as adenylate cyclase type 3-like. Gene Ontology annotation, molecular function: adenylate cyclase activity. The record is from RefSeq and is a predicted model, not a curated record. The transcript is spliced from 20 exons. NCBI's taxonomy places the organism in Eukaryota, Metazoa, Chordata, Actinopteri, Spariformes, Sparidae. The coding region runs from base 1 to 3294 and encodes 1097 amino acids. Gene Ontology annotation, cellular component: plasma membrane. Gene Ontology annotation, biological process: intracellular signal transduction; adenylate cyclase-activating G protein-coupled receptor signaling pathway; cAMP biosynthetic process.
AUGUCUGUGAACCGGGUCCACACAACAGACAUGGAGCCAUCUGCAGAGUACUCGGUGGAGUACUCGGUGGAGGUUCCCACUGACUCCAGCCAUGCCGCGACUCGGACGCGUGACGUGACCGUGCUGCAGACCAGCUGCUGCCGCUGCCUGCCGCGCGCAGUACGCCUCACCUUUACACCCGAGUCGCUGGAGAGGCUUUACCAGAGCUAUUUCCGCCGACAGAGGCAGGAGAACCUGCUGGUGUUGGCACUGUUUGCCGCUCUUUUCAACAGCUUCAUCAUCAUCAUGUGCGCGGUGGUGUACACUGAGGACAAGCUGGCCAUGGUGGUGGUGGCGGCGGUGGGGCUGGCAGCGGACGUCGCAGUCUUCCUGAUCUGCUGGCUGCGGAAGCUCCCAGCGUCACCAGUGUGGCGGGGAGCCGUGCCAUACAUCCUGUGGCUGAUGAUCGCCAUCCACGUUUUGUGUUACAUGUGUCUGAACUACGAGAGGUUCCCGCAGGCCAGCGACUCUGCGGGCUGGCAGGCCUUCUUCAGCUUCUCCAGCUUCCUGACGCUCCCUCUGAAUCUGGUGCCUCUGAUACUGCUCACAGCCCUCUCCUGUGGGAUACACACCCUGGUGCUGGGGGUAACUGUGGCGCAGAGGAACGAGGAUAACCUGCAGGGGCCCAUGCUGGUCAGACAGCUCCUAGCCAAUGUGAUGCUCUACCUGUGUGCCGUCACCGUGGGUGUGAUGUCGUACUACAUGGCCGACAGGAAGUACAGGACGGCUUUUCUGGAGGCUCGUCAGUCACUACAGGUCAAAGUCACCUUGGAGGAGCAGAGCACCCAGCAGGAGGAACUCCUCCUGUCCAUCCUGCCAAAACACAUCGCCGAUGAGAUGCUGCAGGGCAUGCAGAACCAGGCCAACCAGCAGGAGGUCCAGCAGCAGCAGUUCAACACCAUGUACAUGUACCGCCAUGAAAACGUCAGUAUCCUGUUCGCUGACAUCGUGGGCUUCACCCAGCUGUCCUCCGCCUGCAGCGCCCAGGAGCUCGUGAAGCUGCUGAACGAGCUGUUCGCCCGCUUUGAUAAACUGGCAGCAAAAUAUCACCAGCUGAGGAUUAAGAUCCUCGGAGACUGUUACUACUGCAUCUGCGGCCUCCCUGACUUCAGAGACGACCAUGCUGCCUGCUCCAUACAGAUGGGCCUUGCGAUGGUGGAUGCCAUCUCGUACGUGCGAGAGAAGACCAGAACCGAGGUGGACAUGCGCGUGGGCGUCCACACCGGCACCGUGCUGGGAGGUGUGCUCGGCCAGAAGAGGUGGCAGUUUGACGUCUGGUCCACAGACGUCACCGUGGCCAAUAAGAUGGAGUCUGGGGGGAUUCCUGGGAGAGUGCACAUUUCCCAGUCCACAAGGGACAGCCUGCACGGAGAGUUUGAGCUGGAGCCCGGCGAGGGCGGAGAGAGGUGCGAGUACCUGCAGGAGAAAGGCAUCGACACGUACUUGGUUCUAGCCCCCAAAGAGAUGGUGAAUGGGCUCAGUGGAAAUAAACCAGGCACGCUGUCCAACAGAAAUUCAAAGCAGCUGAUCAACACCACCACAACCAAUGGGAACGCAGCCUCACCCCAGUCCACGUCCACUGAGUCCAAACAGGAGAGGGAGAAGGUGGUCGACGAACAAGUGAUCAACAGACGACUGCAGCAGGAGCUGCUGGAGAGAGAAACUGAGCAAAUAAUGAAGGAUCAUCGGAUCAACCCCGUGUCGUUGCGUUUCCUGGACUGGAAGUUGGAGGAGCACUUCUCCUCAGAGAAGGAGAAGAGGAGCGGAGCGGCCUUCUGCUGCUGUAUGAUAGUGCUCUUCUUCAUUACGGCAAUGGAGGUGUUCAUAGAUCCGCUGUUGGGCGUGAACUAUGUGACUCUUGGCAUAGGAGAGCUACUAUUGCUUAUCCUCACGUUGUGCUCCUUGGCUGCCAUCUUCCCCAGGAUGUUCUCCAAGAGGUUGGUGUCUUUCUCGAUGUGGAUUGAUCGCACGAGGUGGGCCAGAAACACAUGGGCCAUGGCUGCCAUAUUCGUUCUCACCAUGGCUGUGAUCGCUGACAUGCUGAGCUGUGUCCCGCCGACCCUCCGACUCAUCAACAGCACCUCUGGGCCCGUGUUGGUGGCUCUCGGCGACCCUGCAGGCUGCGCAGAGAAUCCAAAGCACUACAGCUUCAUGGCCGUGAUGUCGCUCAUCGCCACGGCCAUGCUGGUGCAGGUCAGCCACCUGAUCAAGCUGGGCCUCAUGGUGCUGGUCGUCACAGCAACUGGAGCUGUCAACAUCUACAGCUGGAGGGACAUUUAUGACCUGUAUGACUACAUACGGUUUGCCUCAUACAGAACAUCCAUAGUGCCGUCCAAGUACCUCAUGACCAUGAUGAUCAUUGUCAUGAUGAUUUGCUUCUACUUCUUUGCCCGCCAUUUGGAGCGUCAGUCCAGAAAGCUCUUCCUGUGGAAGAUCGGUGUGCACAACCAGAAGGAGAGGGUGUUCGAGAUGAGACGCUGGAACGAAGCGCUGGUCACCAACAUGCUGCCGGAGCAUGUGGCCAAACACUUCCUGGGCUCUAAGAAGAGAGAUGAGGAGCUGUACAGCCAGUCAUACAAUGAAACAGGUGUGAUGUUCGCCUCCAUCCCCAACUUCUCUGACUUCUACACCGAAGAAGGCAUCAACAAUGGAGGCAUCGAGUGUCUCCGGAUUCUCAACGAGAUCAUCUCGGACUUUGACAGUUUACUAGACAGGGAGGAGUUCCGCUUCAUCACCAAGAUCAAGACCAUAGGAAGCACCUACAUGGCCGCCUCAGGACUCACUCCAGAGAGCAACACGAACGAAUACACUAACCGGAAGCCAGAGGACCAGUCACUGAUUGAGCGCUGGCAGCACCUCGCCGACCUGGCAGACUUCGCCUUGGCUAUGAAAGUCACCCUCAGCAACCUCAACAAACAGUCUUUCAACAACUUCAUGCUCCGAAUCGGUCUGAAUAAGGGAGGAGUUCUGGCUGGAGUGAUUGGAGCUCGUAAACCUCACUAUGACAUCUGGGGCAACACAGUGAAUGUGGCCAGCAGGAUGGAGUCCACCGGAGUGAUGGGAAACAUCCAGGUGGUGGAGGACUGCCAUGACAUCCUCAAGGAGUACGGCUUCCGCUUCAUCAGGAGGGGGCCCAUAUAUGUCAAAGGGAAAGGGGAGCUGCUAACCUUCUUCAUGAAAGGAAAAGACAAACCCAGUAACAAGAGCGGUCCAAUGACCACAGUCCUUCCACACCAAGUUGGAGAUCUGUCUUGACCUGGUGAAAUUCCAUUAAAACACAGCCAGUCUCUCUCAUAUUACACAGGUUAUUUGCAUAGCUAUUUGUCAUAUGCUCCGUAGCAAUGUAACACAUAUGCAGGUAGACUAACACAAUACAAUAGUACUGAGAUUUAAGAGCAGAAAUCCAUUCUGUAUAAUUGUACAUAAUUCAGAAAUACAUCUGAUGUUCUCAGCUCCUGCAUCACAGAUCUUACUACUUUGCACUUGAUUCAUAGAGUGCUAUGAGAAUUACCAGCUAGGAACAGACAUAUUACCUUACCUGGAGCUCAGGUUUUGUAAAAUAAUGUAGCUUAAUCACUCUGUAUUUAUACUGUGUUAAUAAAACAUGUUUGCACUAUGUUUUGAGAUUCUUCUGUGGAUUCUGAGGUGCAACUUUGUUGGUUCACAGGUUGUCUAGAGCAAUGCUUCAACUGGACUCUAAACAAGUCAUCAGCACAACAUGUACUUGCAGCUUUCAUGAUGAGGGGUCUCGUUUCAUUAGAUAAAUGACGAACAAAGAGUGGGUUUAAAGGCCCUGCAACGGGACAAUAGUGCGGGCACAAGUGUUAUCAAUUAUUCUGACUGACUGGAGUUGUGGUCAGGGUGAAGGUGAGCAGAGCUAUAGCCACCGUACAAUAUGAACAAUUUCUAGUUUAUCACAUAUGACUAAUAGUUUUUGACGCCUGGUUACCUUCUCAGGCCAGCAGUCACUAACUCCUGUGCUCGUUGUGCAAACAGCACCAACAGUGCUCAGAGCUCCAAGUCCAGGCAGAGUUUAUACUGCAUCUA